CAACCGUGAACUGAUAUAUGUAUCUCUCCUCCCACAACUGUAAUAUUCAAAAGCAAGAAAACGCCCUACUGAGUCACAUACUAUCCCAGGAGAAAAUGGAUGUAUGCUCUGCUUCUUUUCUCUUCGUAUAGCCAACAGUUUGAAUCAUUAUUCAUCACGAACAACUGGACUAUUCUGUGCAUUAUCUCUGUCUUCCAGGCAUAUGUCGAUAAUGGGACACAACGGUUUCUCGGUCUCAAUACUCUGUGUGACACUGCUUGCUCUGUCCAAACUGCACCCUAGCCAUGGAGAUAUAAGCUACUCUAUUCCGGAGGAGCUGAAACGUGGAUCUGUGAUCGGAAAUAUAGCCAAGGAUCUGGGGCUGGAUGCUAAGAGAUUGUCGGCUCGUGACGCUAGGUUAGACGUGGAUGGCAGCAGUCGACGCUACUGUGAUUUCAACGCUAACUCGGGGGAUUUGAUUGUCGCUGAAACAAUAGAUAGAGAAGAGCUGUGUGGUCCAAGGGUUUCGUGCGCUUUGAAAUACGAGCUGGUGCUUGAAAAUCCUUUAGAGUUACACCGUAUUACUGUUCAAAUCCAGGAUAUAAAUGAUAAUUCACCUCUAUUUCCAAGUGAACGCAUACAAUUAGAGAUACUAGAGUCGGCUGUGAAAGGGCAACGUUUUCCCUUAAACGAUGCCCAUGACGCAGACAUUGGAUUAAACGCAGUUCAAAGCUAUACGCUGGAGAGGAAUGACCAUUUUGUUUUGGCUGUUCAUACAAAUAGAGACGGUGGGAAAUAUGGGGAGUUAGUGUUAGAGAAGGAAUUAGAUCGAGAACAACAACAGGAGGUAACAUUAUUACUUACUGCUGUUGAUGGUGGGACUCCACAGAGAUCUGGUACUGUAGUUAUACACGUUACUGUGCUGGAUGCUAACGAUAAUAUUCCAGUGUUUAGUCAGGACGCCUAUAAGGUCAAUAUACCAGAAAAUUCUCCUUUGGAUACCGUAGUAGCUACAGUUAGUGCCACUGAUGCUGACGAGGGACAAAAUGGGGAAGUAAGCUAUGCUUUCAGUCGAAUAUCUGAUAAAGCAGCGAGGAUAUUUUCCAUUGAAAAGAAGACUGGAAAAAUUAAAGUAAUUGGACCAAUAGAUUUCGAAGUGGAAACAUAUUAUGAAAUGCGUAUCCAGGCGCUUGACGGAUCAGGGUUGGUUUCCAACACAAAAGUAAUUGUCGAAAUCACAGAUAUAAAUGACAAUGCACCUGUGAUAUUCCUAAAAUCUAUGAAAAAUCCCAUCCCUGAGAAUGUGUUACCUGGCACAGAGGUGGGCAUCAUUAAUGUACAGGAUAAAGACUCUGAGGGAAAUAGACAGGUCCGCUGCUCCAUUCAACAAAAUGUUCCUUUCAAACUGAACCCCUCAAUCAAAAACUACUAUUCUCUGAUAACAACUAGUGAAUUAGACCGUGAGAUGAUAUCAGAUUAUAACAUAACUAUCACUGCCACUGACGAGGGGUCUCCACCUUUAUCCUCCUCAAAGACUAUUCGUUUAUCUGUAUCAGACGUGAAUGACAACCAUCCUGUGUUUGAAGAACAAUCCUACAGCGCCUAUGUGACUGAAAAUAACAAGCCUGGCUCCUCAAUGUGUUCUGUUACCGCCAGAGACCCAGACUGGAGACAGAACGGCACAGUGGUCUAUUCUCUAUUGCCCAGUGAGGUCAACGGUGUUCCGGUGUCCUCAUUUUUAUCCAUCAACGGAGACACAGGGGUGAUCCAUGCUGUGAGAGCAUUUGAUUAUGAGCAGUUUAGGGGCUUCAAAGUCCACGUUGUAGCGAGAGACAAUGGUUCUCCUCCACUCAGCAGUAACGUGACUGUGAGUGUCUUCAUAACAGAUGAGAAUGAUAACUCUCCCCAGAUAUUAUACCCUGCUCCAGCAGGAAACUCCUUGAUGACUGAGAUGGUCCCCAAAGCUGCUCUGGCGUGGUCACUGGUUUCCAAGGUGAUAGCUGUGGAUGCUGACUCUGGACAGAAUGCGUGGCUUUCAUAUCAGAUCUUGAAAUCGACUGAUCCAGGACUUUUCACGAUUGGUCUCCACAGCGGAGAGAUCAGGGCACAGCGGGACAUUUCUGAAUCUGACAGUAUGAAGCAGAACCUUGUUAUAUCAGUGAAAGAUAACGGACAGCCCUCUCUCUCUACAACCUGUGAUGUCUAUUUACUCAUAUCAGAUAACUUGGCUGAAGUUCCAGAACUGAAAGACAUGGCUUAUGAGGAUAGUUCCAAACUAACUUCCUAUUUGAUAAUAGCACUGGUCUCUGUCUCCACCUUUUUUCUGACUUUCAUUAUUCUCAUCCUGGCUGUGAGGUUCUGUCGUAGGAGAAAGCCUAGAAUGUUGUUUGAUGGAGCAGUCGCCAUUCCCAGUGCCUAUUUCCCUCCCAACUAUGCAGAGGUGGAUGGAGCUGGAACUCUCCGUAGUUCUUACAAUUAUGAUGCAUACAUGACAACCGGAUCACGCACCAGUGACUUCAAGUUCGUCAGAUCUUACAAUGACAGCACACUGCCUGCUGAUUUAACACUAAGGAAGAGCCCAGAUGAAACCAGUAGAAGCUAUUGAGAGUGGAUCAAAAUAUUCAACUAUG
Coregonus clupeaformis (lake whitefish) is the source of this 2609-nucleotide messenger RNA. Its product is annotated as protocadherin beta-16-like. The transcript has a single exon. Bases 104 to 2584 code for a protein of 826 amino acids. Lineage: Eukaryota; Metazoa; Chordata; Actinopteri; Salmoniformes; Salmonidae. Gene Ontology annotation, cellular component: plasma membrane. Gene Ontology annotation, biological process: homophilic cell-cell adhesion. The record is from RefSeq and is a predicted model, not a curated record. Gene Ontology annotation, molecular function: calcium ion binding.